This is a messenger RNA of Notodromas monacha, 2069 nucleotides long. Lineage: Eukaryota; Metazoa; Arthropoda; Ostracoda; Podocopida; Cyprididae. The record is from the annotation of a GenBank genome assembly.
UUCUUUCCUUUUUCAAAACAGGUGAUGUUCAACUGUAAUCUGUGUUGUGGACUGUUGCGUCAGCAGCAGGUCGGGCUGUUAUCAGGGUAAACGGAUUCGUUAUCAUCAGUUGCAGCUUAUCUCGCUGCACAACGGAAAUGUAGAGCGAAGACAAGAUGGGAAGUCCGAGUGUUAUCACAUCUGCAGAGCCACGGAGAAUGAAAAUGCGCCCACAUUAUGAGCGACAAACGUUGUACGCAUCACAAUAAUAAGCACCGACUGCACGAAACGCGAAGCGUCGGGAGAAUUAUUGGGGAAGAUAUCGGCGUGUCCCCGACAACGUCCGUGUCGGACUACGUGCUGGUGAUUUUAUCAAAGUGAUACGUGUCAUACGGCAUCAGGUGCAUAUCCUGAGUGUAUGUCCAUAUAGACACCACCAUCGAUAUAAAGAGCAGCACGUGGCAUCGUGUACUAUGUGGAUGAUCAGGAGAGUCAUCAAGAGGACGAGCAGCAGCAGCAGCAGUCGACGUAGUUGCUUCCUGCUCGUCCUCGUCGGCUCUGCCUUGUCCUGGGUGACGCUGUACACGACACUGGCUGUGGUUUCGAGAGCCAGGGUUUGCUGCCUGCUGCCGAGCUUUGGCUUGUCUGCUCAUUAUGAUGACAACGACAAUUACAAUAAUCCACAGCCCAGGCAACUGCAGCAGCAGCACGGGGACUCGCAGCAGUUGCUGGCGGGGCAGAACUCAUCGCCGACUUCCUCGUCGUCUUCUCGACCAGAGUCCAUGUUCCAGGAGUACGGACAACUUUUCGAAACGGAGCUGCUGCGGGACAUUGAGAAGUUUGGGAAGAAGCGUUUGCCGGCGUACGGUUUCCCGCCGGCCAACGUGGGGAUCCUGUUCAACGCAUCGGUGCAGAGGAUCCUCUGCGAGAUGAAGCGAGUCCCUCCUUUCCUGCUCACGGACGAGACCCCGCCGUUCGACGCGAAUCCCCUGGGCAAGUACUUGCACCACCAAGGACCCAUGCUGAAUGGGACCACGUUCAAGACGUGUGCCUGUGUGUCCAGCUCGGGACUGCUCAAGGGCAAGAAGUUGGGCAAAUUCAUCGAUUCCCAUGACGUUGUGCUGAGGAUGAACUUGGCCCCCGUGGUCGGCUACGAAGAAGACGUGGGUUCCAAAACCACUAUUCGAAUCCUCAACAACUCAGUGCUGCGGUGGAUCGACCGGAAGAACAUCCCGGCCAAGAAGAAGCCCUGGGAAUUCGCAGACUCGGUCAAUGCCACUCUUCUGGUCUGGGAGGCGUGUGCAGGCCGUGGACCCUUCACAGACUGCCUGGUCGACUACCUCACCGAGAAGAUAAAGAAGACUCAGGGAGAGUCGAUGCAGUCGUUCUUCCGAUGGAGGAAGCAGAACAUGGACAGGGAGCUGUACUACUUGAACCCUGACUGGCUCUGGAGCCUGUGGGACCUUCUGCAGCUCCACACGCCUGCGUCCAUCGUCGGACAUGUCCCCACCACUGGAUUCAUCGUUGAUUUCUGCUACAUGAACGGGUACCACCCGAAAAAGGCUGAGAUCACCAUGUUGCUGGGCAUGAACGUGGCCAGCUUGGACCAAGUCUUCAGAGAUGGUUACUCCACCAUCCCAGGUUUCGCCUUCCUGAUGCACUUUUGCGAUGAAGUGAAUGUCUUCGAACUGAUCCCGUCCGUCGACUACCGAGAGCGACAGCCGUGUUACUACUACGACGACAAGCAGUCUGAUUUCUGCUACAUGAACGGGUACCACCCGAAAAAGGCUGAGAUCACCAUGUUGCUGGGCAUGAACGUGGCCAGCUUGGACCAAGUCUUCAGAGAUGGUUACUCCACCAUCCCAGCAAUUAUUGUGGUCAUCCGCCAGUUGGUCAAAUCACAGUUGCGCACCCGCCAGUUGUCAAGCGCCAGUUGGUCUAACCGCCAGCCAGGGCAGUCCUUGGCCUUGCCAAUCCCCAGUCCACCAAACCGCAGUUUGGUGGGCUGGGGAUUGGCAAGGCCAAGAACUGCCCUGGCUGGCGGUUGGACCGACCGGCACUUGACGACCGGUGGUUAUGCGCAACCAUGA